Messenger RNA from Recurvomyces mirabilis, 1356 nucleotides. RefSeq lists its product as uncharacterized. Gene Ontology annotation, biological process: lipid metabolic process. The record is from RefSeq and is a predicted model, not a curated record. The transcript is spliced from 3 exons. The coding region runs from base 1 to 1356 and encodes 451 amino acids. NCBI's taxonomy places the organism in Eukaryota, Fungi, Ascomycota, Dothideomycetes, Mycosphaerellales, Teratosphaeriaceae.
AUGUCAUUCGUUACCAAUAUCGACCCUGCAUUGACGAGACCGGAUCAGAUAGUCUUGGAGAAUCUGUUCCAGGACAUCCAUCGGAGAAAGACUAGCUCAAUCACAGAGGAGACGAAGCAAGCCAAGACAUUCACGCCACAAUCCAAGCCAGAGAAGGAAGUUACGCAACCCGCACCUAAUGGCGGCUACACAACCUCCAAAACCCGGGACGAUACCGACCUCACCAUCCUGAAAUCCUUCAACGGCCCCACCAAUCCAUCCUUCGAGCCCACCAUCUUCACGAUCUGGAACGCCACCGACAUCCACCCGAGCCUAAACAAGUACAUAAUCCGGCCCUACACCCACCUCGCCACCACCAUCCUCCGCCACCCAACCGACGUCGUCUUCCUCUCCCACAUCCUAUUGUACACCACCACCAUCCUGCCCUCGGCAAUCUACCUCUUCAUCCCCGGAAACUUCACCUGGAUCCAUGGCGUCCUGCAUACAGUCUUUACCAUGUGGUGUGCCGGCCCUUUCACCCUAAUGCUGCAUAACCAUAUCCACAACAACGGGAUCUUGCGCAAGGAUAGUCUGGUUUGUAGAUGGUUGGACUGGGCGUUUCCCUAUGUGCUUGAGCCGUUGAUGGGACAUACAUGGGACUCGUAUUUCUACCACCACGUCAAGCAUCAUCAUGUCGAAGGGAAUGGACCCAACGACCUCUCCUCAACCGUCCGCUACCAACGCGACGACCCCUGGCACUUCGCCCACUACUUCUUCCGCUUCUUCCUCCUCAUCUGGGCCGAUUUACCUUUGUACUUCCUCCGCAAAAAAAAACCUGGUCUCGCCCUCCGCGCCUUCCUCUCCGAAGUAAUAAGCUACGCCUUCUACUUCACCAUGACCUACUACCUCAGCCCCCACGCCUCGACCUUCGUCUUCCUAAUCCCCUUCGCCCUCCUCCGCGUGGGCCUAAUGGUCGGCAACUGGGGCCAACACGCCCUCGUGGAUGAAAUCGAACCGGAUAGUGAUUUCAGGAGUAGUAUUACCCUUAUCGACGUCGCCUCAAACCGCCACUCCUUCAACGACGGCUACCACACCGCCCACCACCUCAACCCCUUGCGACACUGGCGGGACCAACCCUCCCACUUCCUCGCCUCCAAAACAGCCUAUAGUCAAGGCCGAGCCCUGGUUUUCCACGAUAUAGAUUAUAUCAUGCUUACGAUCAAGCUUCUGAGUAAAGAUUACAGUUAUAUAGCUAGACGCUUUGUGCCGAUUAGUGAGGAGCAGGCUGGGAUGACGGUGGGGGAGGUGGAGGCGAUAUUGAAGACGAAGGUCAGGAAGUUUAGUAAGGAGGAGAUUAAUGGGAAGUGGAAGGCGUGA